Molecule: messenger RNA, 348 nt
Organism: Gongylonema pulchrum
Lineage: Eukaryota; Metazoa; Nematoda; Chromadorea; Rhabditida; Gongylonematidae
Source: the annotation of a GenBank genome assembly
AUGGUGCCGCUUCCAGGCAUUAUUGCUGGAUUACUGAGCCUGUUGGGCUCACAGAAUUCAGUGGCUGCAGUUGGCGAUUUCUUAACGAACAAGCUGCUCAAAAUGAGUUUGCCAAUGAAAGUGCCGAAGCCUGUGCCACCAGUAAAAGGUUCGUUCCCGCUGGACUAUGAGGGACAAUGCAAAUACGAAAUGCUCAAAAUUGCUGAAAGUGCUGACAUGAUGAAUGUGCAAAUCAACGAGGAAUGUCGAAAGUACGCAAAAAUCUACCUACAGUGUCGCAUGGACAAGGGACUGAUGCAACGAGACGACUGGAAGUAUUUGGGCUUUCCAGAAAACGAUGAAAGGUGA